AUGGCCGAUCACGAGGAAGACGAGAAUGUGCCAUUGCUCAACAACGAAGCAACUGCACCAUCUACGCCCAAUUACGAAGGUGUAAACAAUCCAGACGAUGGUGCAAACGAAGAAGGUGAACGUAUCUAUACAAGGCCAGAGGAGCAUUUCACAGAGCCACAGCACGCACCGAUCACUCCUUCAGACGAAAACCCUGAAGCAUCUCGUGUUGGUGGACCCACUGUGACAUGUCGUGUUUGCUCGGCACUCAUUCAUAUCGAGGGAAAGGUCGAAACCAUUCUUAUCCGUCGAAAUUCUCUUAGAUUAUUUUACCUCAUUUCAAGUCAAUUUACUUAUAAAUUGCUACCAUCUCUGUAA
Messenger RNA from Anisakis simplex (herring worm), 357 nucleotides. The record is from the annotation of a GenBank genome assembly. Lineage: Eukaryota; Metazoa; Nematoda; Chromadorea; Rhabditida; Anisakidae.